This is a messenger RNA of Argiope bruennichi, 849 nucleotides long. RefSeq lists its product as uncharacterized. Lineage: Eukaryota; Metazoa; Arthropoda; Arachnida; Araneae; Araneidae. The record is from RefSeq and is a predicted model, not a curated record. Bases 1 to 849 code for a protein of 282 amino acids. The transcript has a single exon.
AUGCUUAAUACUGAAAACGAAACUGUCAAUGCUGACGCUAAGACAGAAUCGCAUGUGUCCCAUCUUUCGGUGAAAAUACCGCCGCUGUGGAGGAACAAUAUAAAAUUGUGGUUCAUCCAAGUAGAAAACAAUUUCGCUCUAGAAAAAAUAAGUAAUGAUCUUACAAAAUAUAAUCAUUUGAUUGCAACUAUUGAUCCGGAAACUUUAUUUGCGGUAGCUGAUAUUUUACUCACACCCCCUGACACCAACAAAUAUGAUGCGUUAAAGACUCGACUUAUAGCCGAAUUUUCCGCUUCGGAAAAUGAACAGAUCCGUCGACUACUUUCUGAACUACAUUUAGGCGCAGAUAAACCAUCGCAGUUACUCCGAAAGAUACGCGAACUCGGUGGUGACACAUGCAUAAAAGACGAUUUUCUCAAAACUUUAUGGCUGCAAAGACUGCCGUCAGAAAUGCAGGCAAUUUUAUCAAUAAGUUCUGAACCCCUGGACAAUUUGGCCAACAUGGCUGACAAAAUUGCCGAGGUCCGUAUUUCCUCAACAGAUAGUAGCGUCUUUGCCGUAAGCCGAAGCGCGGAAAGUAAUGCCAUGCAGAAAGCUUCCACUCUGGAUGAGUUUACUGCACUCCGAAGCGAAAUCACCGCUUUAAGUAAACAGGUACAACGGCUUUCCCGCGACAGAAGCAGAGGCCCUUUCCAUCGGAAAAACAGACAGCGCAGUUUUUCACGUGGGCGUUCCGGUGAUCGUGGGAGAAAAUUCUGUUAUUAUCAUGCGCGUUUCGGAGAAAUGGCACUGAAGUGCGUAUCGCCAUGUUCGUACUCAACUAACGCGGAUCAGGAAAACUCGCAAUAG